AUGCGCAACAAAACCUAUUUAGCACUACAAAAAACUUACGAUGAAUGCCAUUUGGUAAGCUCCACUGCAUAUUUUUUUGAAGGCCAGGGCAAUGAUGUGGAAGCACUCCGCUCGUGGCGCUCCGCUCUUGGACAAAUAUAUCAUCAUAAUGCGUAUCGCAUGCCGUCGGGCUAUCUACCAAAAACAGAAACUGAGAGAACUCUCCACAGCAGGUUGCAAUCCAUGGAAGCCCAAUGCAAAGAGCACAUUAAUCUACUCGAAUCUCCAAAAAAGUUUCUAGCAACCUCUUUUGUGCAAGGUGUAGACUCCCGAGACGUAAGUGAUAAUCAUAGAAAAACAUCUCAUGGAUCUUCGACGCCAGUUCUAGAAGUAGGUGAUGGUGUUACAUCUGUGAAUGGGGUCGCAGGAAUUGACAAAUGCAAACUUACAAUCCCACAAAACUUGGCUACAUGCUCAAAUCGUUUUACAGAAGAUAGCCAUAGGGUUAGCAAUCUUUCGCGCGCAGUAUCAAAUACUCUUAACAAUUUGCACUUUCGUCUCAUUGGUCAAUCACGAACGCUAAAUGUAGCAUUGUUAGCUAAGGGUGCGUCUAGAGGCUCUGGUCCAGAAAAAGCAAGGACUAUGAGACAAACUCUCAGGUCCAGCGAUAAAGCAGGAAAGAAGGCAUCAUCUCAUCAGAUUCAAAAAGACGAUAAUAAAUAUAAUGUAACUAGUACAGCUGCCUCACUGGCAUGGAAAUCUUCAGAAAGACUCAAUAAAGACAAAAAAUGCGAUGGAUCAAAUGACUGUAAGAGGACUUCACAAUGCUGUUAUUUAGGUUGUAAAGAUGGACUUAAUGGACACUUGCAAGGUCGUUCAGAGAAGAUCCAAAGCUUUCAGCAUAACAGUAGGGCUGAUGCCCCAGUUUGCCAAAGAUCAAAUGACUUUAAUUCACGAGAAAAUCACGACAUAAAAUCUAAUGCAGAGGUUAGUAGGGAUAUUUCAACAAAUGACUCCCAAGAUAUGACAGCAAAGUCGAAGAGCCAUACCUUACAAACUCUGAAAGACUUUAGCUCUCCUUUGAUCGAACCUAGAUCCUCUAAAUCAUCGAAUUCUCCUCAAUCUUCUCAUUGUCCCAAUACUCAAAAGCGAGCACAAACAACUUCAUAUGCAAGUUGUCUCAAAGAGACUUACAUUUCAAGUGACACAAAACCUUGUACGGGACAUGAGAUUGUUCAAACUCGUAAAAAUAUUGUUCGAGGUAGAUCAGAAUCAGAUAAUUCACCUAUUCGGUUACAAACCAAUAAUAUAGACAACCCAAACUUUUUAAUCUCAGAAUACCUCGAUGCUUAUAAAAAUAAAAACUUGUGUAGAUACAAUAAUGAAUUAAAACUCACUCCAAAUCACAAUCUCCAAAUUUCGCCUCGGGAUAAAAAAAUCAAUGAUAACUCAAGUAAAGGCUUGAUAAAAAUAGAUAUAGACCAAAAAAAAAAUCUGAAAAAUAAUUCAGUCACAAAAAAAAUGGCAGAAUUAGACUCAAAGGAUUUAGAGUCGUCAUUCUCUAAUAUCAUGAAAGAUGUCGACGAAAUUAAUAUCGAAAGACUCUUAGAAGCCCUGCCUAGAGGAGUUGAUGAACUAGCUGCAAGAAAGAUAUUUAAUGAGAUUGUUGAUACAGCCGAUGAGGUGCACUGGGAUGAUGUAGCUGGCCUAGAUAUUGCCAAGACAGCGUUAAAAGAGGCAGUUGUCUAUCCAUUUCUAAGGCCUGAUCUAUUUGUGGGACUUCGUGAGCCUGCUAGAGGUAUGCUCUUAUUCGGACCACCAGGAACAGGAAAAACUAUGCUUGCCAGGGCUGUAGCCACUGAAUCAAAGUCUACAUUUUUUUCUAUAUCAUCAAGUAGUCUUACAACAAAGAUAAUGGCGCCGAGUAUUAUCUUUGUGGAUGAGAUAGAUUCUCUUUUAUCGUCCCGCCGAUCUUGCGAAAAUGAAUCAACGCGAAGGAUCAAGACUGAAUUUUUAAUACAAUGGAGCGAUCUGCAGAGAGCGGCAGUAGGGCGACCCUCAGAAAGGAAUGAAAAGGAACGAGGAGAUGCAUGUCGGGUCCUUGUACUUGCAGCUACCAAUAUUCCGUGGGCUAUAGAUGAGGCGGCACGAAGAAGAUUUAUUCGCAGACAAUAUAUCCCACUUCCAGAAGAAAAAACAAGAGAAUCGCACUUGAAAAGUCUUUUAAGCCAUCAAAACCAUGAUUUGCAGAAUGAUGAUAUAGAACGGUUAGUUAUUCUUACGAAAGGUUUCUCUGGAUCCGAUAUUACAGCACUUGCCAAAGAUGCGGCUAUGGGCCCCUUGCGAUCUCUUGGCGAGGGUCUACUGACCAUGAAAAUGGACGAAAUUAGACCUAUGAGUUUUUCGGAUUUUGAAGCUAGUUUGAUUAGCAUAAGACCUAGUGUCAGCCCUGCUGGAUUAAAGAAGUUUGAGGACUGGGCUAAAGUGUUUGGGGAGCGUGGUGGCUAG
Blumeria graminis f. sp. triticale is the source of this 2487-nucleotide messenger RNA. Lineage: Eukaryota; Fungi; Ascomycota; Leotiomycetes; Helotiales; Erysiphaceae. The record is from the annotation of a GenBank genome assembly.